Messenger RNA from Dictyostelium purpureum, 579 nucleotides. RefSeq lists its product as uncharacterized. The transcript is spliced from 2 exons. Bases 1 to 579 code for a protein of 192 amino acids. Lineage: Eukaryota; Evosea; Eumycetozoa; Dictyosteliales; Dictyosteliaceae. The record is from RefSeq and is a predicted model, not a curated record.
AUGCCAGCAUUAUCAAAAGCAGUUGUUCCAUUACAAAGUUGUACUUCAUUUCAUCCAUGGUCAAAAUCAUGCACAUCUAGUGCAUCUCAAAUUUGGUUUCAAGUAUUUUUAGCAGGUUUAAAACUAUAUGCACCAUUAUUUUUAGUACCAGCUUUAAUUUUUAAAAGAAAAAGUAUUUCAUUUUUACUUAAAAGAACCCUUCCAGAAAUUUUAAGAAGCUCUGUAUUUUUAGGUACUUAUGCAGGUGUAUUUUCAGGUGCAAUUUGUUUAAUUAGACGUAUUAUUGGUAAAGAUGUUAAAUCAACUGUAGCAAUUUCAGGUCUCUUUGCAGGUUUAUUCUCAAUUUUAAUCGAAAAGAAAUCUAGAAGAUCAGAGUUGGCACUCUACUGUUUAAAUCAAACUAUUGAAGUUGUUUGGAAAAUGGCUGCUGCCAGAAAUUUAGCAUUCACUUUUAAAAAUGGUGAAGUUUUAGUUUAUAUGAUUGCUAGUGCCAUUCUUAUGUAUUUCUAUCAAAACGAACCAGAAAGUUUAAGAUCAAACAUGAAAGGUUUAUUAAAUAUUUUUAUUGGUUCAACAUAA